UUAUUUUUUUGCUGAACUGAACCAUAAAUAUAGGAAUGAAAUGAAAGUGACAGUGUCUUGAAGAGCUGAAGAAGUCAAAGUUCUCUGUUCAGAAUCCAUUUUAGUUUACAAAUUUUUUUCACCGGAAGAGUGGUCAUAUGUUAGUGACAACAGCAAGAGCGCUUUCUGUUGAGUUCGCUUCAUAUGGCCCUAGGAAUCGAGAAGUUAAGAAGUUGGGGAUGUAUGGGGCAACAAUAGAUUAUUGUGCUAAUAAUUUUGUGGAGAACCUUGUCUUACUUGACAAACCAAAUGAUGCAGUUUCUCAAAGGGGAGUGACCCGGAAGAGGAAAGUUACACGGAAGAGGAAAUGCAGGUUCGAUUCUCACUGGACAAUUAGGUUCUUACAGCGUUUUCUGUGGUCGCGGUCCCUUCAAUCGGACCAAAUCAGUGCUGUGAACCCUUGGGGUUGUGGCCAGGAAGGCGUCAUCCUUAGCAGGUGGCAUUGGCAGAAAAGCUUGAAAUUGGGCUAGGAUUAGUAAUGUCAGACUAUCUCCCCGAUGAAGUGGUGCUGAAAAUACUGCACAGACUUCCCGUCAAAUCCCUAAUUCAAUUCAGGUGCGUUUCUAAAUCAUGGAACUCUUUAAUUACAACCCCUUCUUUCAUCAAU
Molecule: messenger RNA, 646 nt
Organism: Quercus robur (English oak)
Lineage: Eukaryota; Viridiplantae; Streptophyta; Magnoliopsida; Fagales; Fagaceae
Exons: 4
Coding region: 138-509 (123 amino acids)
Source: RefSeq, a predicted model, not a curated record